GCCGGCGCGUCCUUUAGGCCCAUAGAUUGUAAAAGAGCUGUGAGGGUCAUAAGAGAAAACAGAUCAGAGGACGUAUUGAAAUGGCUUUUCGAUCUGGAACGCUACUCGUUUUACGUAGCAGCGUUGGUUCCAGGAUCACGACACCUGUGGCCCGGUUUCAUCUGAGCUCUCAAAGGAAUCUUCAGUAUGGGUGGUUGGCUUACAUUCUUGGGGAACGAACCACUCCACGGUUCAAGGAGUACAGCAAGAUCAUCACAGUUGAUGGAAACUUAGCCUCUGGAAAAGGGAUGCUGGCUCAGAAGUUGGCAGAGAAGCUUGGCAUGUUGUACAUGCCAGAGCCAGAUAUAUAUUACUGGAAUAAAAAGACAGGAGGAAACGAGCAUCUAAAUUUGAAAUUUACUGGAAACUGCAGUCUGGAGAAGUUUUACAAGGACCCAAAAUGCUUGGAUGGAAACUCUUACCGUCUGCAGUCGUGGAUGUAUGCCAUUAGACUCCUGCAAUAUUCUGAUGCUCUAGAACAUCUAAUCACAACAGGUCAAGGUGUCAUUUUGGAGCGUUCUCCUUAUAGUGACAUGGUAUUCCUUGAGGCAAUGCUGAAGGAAGGCUAUAUCAGAAAACAGUGUGUGGAUCAUUAUCAUGAAAUUAAGGGGAUCAGUAUUUGUGAAUUCCUUCCUCCUCAUGUUGCCAUUUAUAUUGAUGUUCCUGUGGAAGAAGUGCAAACGAAACUCAAGCAGACUGGAAAGCCUUAUUUACAAAAUGUGUCAUCUACUUAUUUGAAGGCUAUUGAGGACUCCUAUAAAAAAUCCUUCCUUCCAACAAUCAGUGAAACAUCUGAAGUGCUGGUGUAUAAUGCACAUCAGUCACAAGAUAUUGAGAGGGUGACAGAAGAUAUAGAAUUCCUGAAAUUCGAAAAGGGUCCAUGGUUAGAGCAGGAUGAUAUCUCCUUCCAUCACCUCCGAAUGCUGGUAGAAAAUAAGGAGAGGGUGACUGACCUCAUUUGUAUCCCGAAAUUCCUCCCAGAGAUUACAAUAGGAGCUCAUGAAUAUGAUGAAGCCUAUUAUGCUUAUAGAUCGCUUCCUGGCAAGAAAUACUGUCCUGGAUACAAUGAGGACGUGGGGGACAAGUACAUCUGGCUGAAAUAAAGCUGCACCUGCCAUUGUAGUCCACGCUGUAACAGGGAAAGCAUUCAGCCAUCGCAGAGAGUGCCGGACGUCUAGCCGGCUCCCAUCCUGUGGUACUGUUGUUAAUUCUACACCAUUCUGGGAUUCUUGAUUCCAGCUGUAUUAUAUAAAUUAAUAAAUGAAAAUAUUGCCAAGUU
Molecule: messenger RNA, 1318 nt
Organism: Polypterus senegalus (gray bichir)
Lineage: Eukaryota; Metazoa; Chordata; Cladistia; Polypteriformes; Polypteridae
Gene: ndufa10
Product: NADH:ubiquinone oxidoreductase subunit A10
Exons: 10
Coding region: 81-1142 (353 amino acids)
Biological process (GO): mitochondrial electron transport, NADH to ubiquinone
Cellular component (GO): cytoplasm
Source: RefSeq, a predicted model, not a curated record